UAGACACAACAGUUUACGAAACAGACCACAAAACCAUGAACACCACAAUACAACUAUGGAAUACAAACAUUCCCAAUAUCCAACGCUUCAAAAACCAAACGAACAACAGAUACAGAUGGGGAGACACACCUGCAGAAAAGUGGAAAGAUUUCAACAAAGAAAUCGUGGAACUCUUCAACAAACAUGGCCAACCCAGGGGAAAGACAAACACAACAUCGACAGAAAAUGGUACAUCCUUAGAGACGCACUUCUAA
Molecule: messenger RNA, 254 nt
Organism: Acaulospora morrowiae
Lineage: Eukaryota; Fungi; Glomeromycota; Glomeromycetes; Diversisporales; Acaulosporaceae
Source: the annotation of a GenBank genome assembly